This is a messenger RNA of Condylostylus longicornis, 3060 nucleotides long. It is a transcript of the gene Vha100-1, whose product is annotated as V-type proton ATPase 116 kDa subunit a 1. The record is from RefSeq and is a predicted model, not a curated record. Gene Ontology annotation, molecular function: ATPase binding; proton-transporting ATPase activity, rotational mechanism. Bases 210 to 2801 code for a protein of 863 amino acids. The transcript is spliced from 12 exons. NCBI's taxonomy places the organism in Eukaryota, Metazoa, Arthropoda, Insecta, Diptera, Dolichopodidae. Gene Ontology annotation, biological process: proton transmembrane transport; vacuolar acidification. Gene Ontology annotation, cellular component: plasma membrane; vacuolar proton-transporting V-type ATPase complex; vacuolar proton-transporting V-type ATPase, V0 domain.
UAGAAAAACAAUGACACGUUUUAUAAAAGACCAAAAUUAAGUUACUAUUGUCAGAAAUAAAACGAUUUUGUGUAUAUCUGGUAUUAUCAAUCAGUCAUUAAAAUUUUUUUCUUGCAGCUUCUUAAAAAUUUAAUAAAGAAUUUAAGUGUUAUUUUUUGAGAAGAACAAUUUUAAACUUAUAAAGGGUGAAACUUUAUUAACCGCUUAGUAUGGGUUCGUUGUUUAGAAGUGAAGAAAUGACCUUAUGUCAACUCUUCUUGCAAAGCGAAGCAGCCUAUGCUUGUGUUUCAGAAUUAGGAGAAUUGGGUCUUGUUCAGUUUCGCGAUCUAAAUCCUGAUGUUAAUGCAUUUCAACGGAAAUUUGUUAACGAAGUUCGUCGUUGUGAUGAAAUGGAAAGAAAGUUACGUUAUCUUGAAAAAGAAAUAAAAAAAGAUGGUAUUCCAAUGCUUGAUACUGGUGAAAGCCCGGAGGCACCACAACCACGUGAAAUGAUAGAUUUAGAAGCAACUUUUGAAAAGUUAGAAAAUGAACUACGUGAAGUCAAUCAAAACGCCGAAGCUUUAAAACGAAAUUUUUUAGAAUUAACUGAGUUAAAGCAUAUUUUACGUAAGACGCAAGUGUUUUUUGAUGAGCAAGAGGUUGGUCUUAAUACCACAACCGAAUCAAUGACAAGAGCUUUAAUAACUGAUGAAGCACGAACAGGACAUUCUAUGGGUCCCGUUCAAUUGGGUUUUCUGGAAAAAUCACGUGAACAACUUACAGAAGAUUAUCUGCCAUGCUUUGUUGCUGGUGUAAUUUUACGUGAAAGAUUGCCAGCUUUUGAAAGGAUGUUAUGGCGGGCCUGUCGGGGAAAUGUUUUUCUUCGGCAAGCUAUGAUUGAGGCGCCGCUUGAGGAUCCAUCAAAUGGUGACCAAGUUUACAAAUCAGUAUUCAUUAUAUUUUUUCAAGGAGAUCAAUUGAAAACACGCGUAAAAAAAAUUUGUGAAGGUUUUCGGGCGACAUUGUAUCCAUGUCCUGAAGCGCCAGCCGAUCGUCGAGAAAUGGCUAUGGGGGUUAUGACGCGAAUCGAGGAUUUGAAUACAGUUUUAGGGCAAACGCAAGAUCAUAGGCAUCGCGUAUUAGUUGCAGCCGCUAAAAAUCUCAAAAAUUGGUUUAUCAAAGUACGCAAGAUCAAAGCCAUUUAUCACACUUUGAAUUUAUUCAAUUUAGAUGUGACACAAAAAUGUUUAAUUGCUGAAUGUUGGGUUCCAGUCCUAGAUAUUGAAACAAUUCAACUAUCUUUAAGACGUGGAACUGAACGUUCUGGUUCUUCUGUGCCGCCGAUUUUAAAUAGAAUGCAAACUUUUGAAAACCCACCGACAUACAACCGGACCAAUAAGUUUACAAAAGCAUUUCAAGCUUUGAUUGAUGCAUAUGGUGUUGCAACUUAUCGUGAAAUGAAUCCAGCUCCAUACACUAUAAUCACGUUCCCAUUCUUAUUUGCUGUUAUGUUUGGUGAUUUUGGACAUGGUAUGAUCAUGGCAUUAUUUGGGUUGUGGAUGAUUCGAAAAGAAAAAGGACUUGCAGCACAAAAAACUGAUAAUGAAAUUUGGAAUAUAUUUUUUGGAGGACGUUAUAUAAUAUUUCUUAUGGGGGUAUUUUCGAUGUAUACCGGUUUGAUAUACAAUGAUAUGUUCUCAAAGUCUUUGAAUAUCUUUGGUACAAAUUGGAAAAUAAAUUAUAAUGUUUCAACUGUUAUGACAAACAAGGAUUUGCAACUAAAUCCUGACGGAAAAGAUUAUUUACAAUACCCGUAUCCUUUUGGAAUAGAUCCGAUCUGGCAAGUCGCUACCGGAAAUAAAAUUAUUUUUAUGAAUGCUUACAAAAUGAAAAUUUCUAUUAUACUAGGAGUCAUUCACAUGAUUUUUGGUGUUGCAAUGAGCUACCAAAACCACAAAUAUUUUAAAAAUCAUGUUGCUGUCGUUUACGAAUUUAUUCCUCAAGUGAUAUUUUUGGUAUUGUUAUUUUUCUAUAUGGUUCUAUUGAUGUUUAUUAAAUGGAAUAGAUAUGCUGCAAAUAAUCCUGCGCCAUAUUCGGCUUAUUGUGCUCCAUCGAUUUUGAUUACAUUUAUAAAUAUGGUACUUUUCAAGGGCCAACCAGAACCUCCACAAAAUACAGGUUGCUAUCAAUACAUUUAUUCUGGUCAAGGUUUCUUUGAACCUUUAUUUGUUUUAAUUGCUCUUGUUUGUGUUCCAUGGAUGUUACUUGGAAAGCCUUUGCAUAUCAAAAAACAAAGAAAAAUAGCAAAUAUUCAAUCUAUUCAAGUUGUUGGAAAUGGUGAUCCAGAGACUGGUUUGAACCCUGAUUCCAUUGUAUCGACGGCAGCUGAAGCAGGAGGCCAUGGUGCAGGAAGCCAUGAUAACGAAGAAAUGUCUGAAAUAUUUAUUCAUCAAGGAAUACACACGAUUGAAUACGUUUUGGGUUCUAUUUCUCACACCGCAUCUUAUUUGCGUCUAUGGGCUCUUUCUCUUGCUCAUGCUCAAUUAGCUGAUGUGUUGUGGAGCAUGGUACUUUCCAUCGGACUUAAACAAGAAGGAUGGCUAGGUGGAGUAAUGCUUUGGGUAGUUUUUUCAAUAUGGGCUGUACUUACUGUUAGUAUUCUUGUCCUUAUGGAAGGUCUUUCUGCCUUCUUGCACACUUUACGACUGCAUUGGGUUGAAUUCCAAAGUAAAUUUUACGCUGGGCAAGGGUAUGCUUUCCAACCUUUUUCGUUCGAUGUUAUGUUAGAUACAGGAAGUUCGGAGGUAGCUUCUUCAGAAUAAAUGAAUUACUUCGUCUUGCAAAAUACUUUCAAUUAUUUAUGUAUAAAUGUUUAAAAAUGACAAAACUUUGAGAAUAUGAAUUUUGAUUUGAGAUUAGUAGAAUUUUUAAAUUUAUAAAUAAAAUUAUUAGGUCACAUAAAAUUUUCUCGUUUUGAUUAAUCUUAAUCUAAGCGAAGAAAAUAAUGUACUUUGUUAAGAAAAUAUAAUGUAAAAAUUCUUCUUUUUGUUACUUACCUCAUUCAUUUAAAAUGUAAACACG